This is a messenger RNA of Drosophila ananassae, 948 nucleotides long. RefSeq names its product 10 kDa heat shock protein, mitochondrial. Gene Ontology annotation, cellular component: mitochondrial matrix. Gene Ontology annotation, molecular function: metal ion binding; ATP binding; protein-folding chaperone binding. The record is from RefSeq and is a predicted model, not a curated record. Lineage: Eukaryota; Metazoa; Arthropoda; Insecta; Diptera; Drosophilidae. The transcript is spliced from 2 exons. The coding region runs from base 213 to 521 and encodes 102 amino acids.
CCUUGACUUGAUUUGGAAAUCGUGUAAGUUCCGAGACUGGUGCUUAGAGUUCAGUCUACGCUUGGGAAACAACCUGAAAACAUCGGUCGAAUAAAAAAAAAAGUAAAAAUAUAAAUUAAAAAAAAAUAAUAAAAUUAUAAACCAAAAAAUAUUUGUAUAAAAUAGUAAAUAAUAAUUUGUUAUUUUUAUUUCUACGAUUCGAGUGAAAUAAAAUGGCCAGUGCUAUUAAGAAGGUAAUUCCCAUGCUGGACAGGAUCCUUAUCCAGCGGUUUGAGGUUAAGACGACCACUGCGGGUGGCAUCCUUCUGCCGGAGGAGUCCGUCCCUAAAGAGAUGCAGGGCGUCGUAGUGGCCGUCGGCCCAGGUGCCCGGAAUCCAGCUGGAGCUGGGCACUUAUCCGUUGCAGUGAAGGAAGGCGACCGAGUGCUGCUCCCCAAAUACGGCGGCACUAAGGUAGACAUGGAUGACAAGCACGAGUACGUUCUCUUUCGUGAGAGCGACAUCCUGGCGAAACUGGAAUAAAACAUUGGUGCAAUUCUGCUCUCUACCACAAACAUCAACACCAAGACCUCCAUAAUCAAGCAACUACCACGCAAUUGCACUACAUAGGAACACCAAGGAUCACUAUGGAAGACACAGCCAUUCCUCUAAAAAGAAAGCAUACUAAAACAAAACUCUACCACAAUCAAAGUAUAUUCUAACUACUGCUCGAACUCCGGUCUAGAAUAGGCCACGAAUGUAGUGCCAAGAAAUUCUAGACCCCUUACACUUGCCAAGUCGCGCUGCAAAUGUACAACAUGCCGCAGACUUCUGUAUUUGCGCUAAUUGCGUUCGAAACUAAAUGAUUAACAUAAAAUGAUGUAUUUGGUAGCUCACCAAAAAGCUUACACACCAAGACCCCCUCAAAUAUAAAACAGUUUGUACUUUAUGUAAGGACAGUCCAACGAAA